Messenger RNA from Myiozetetes cayanensis, 7913 nucleotides. RefSeq names its product phosphatidylinositol glycan anchor biosynthesis class G (gene PIGG). The transcript is spliced from 13 exons. Gene Ontology annotation, biological process: GPI anchor biosynthetic process. The record is from RefSeq and is a predicted model, not a curated record. Gene Ontology annotation, cellular component: endoplasmic reticulum membrane. The coding region runs from base 49 to 2847 and encodes 932 amino acids. NCBI's taxonomy places the organism in Eukaryota, Metazoa, Chordata, Aves, Passeriformes, Tyrannidae.
GGGACGGGUCGGGGCCGGUGCCGGCGCUGCCGCCCGGGCCGUGCCAGGAUGCGGCUACGCUCGGGGGUGUUCGCCUCCUCCUGCCUCCUCGUGCAGGCCCUCGGCGUCGCGCUGUUCCUCCGCGGCUUCUUCCCGGUGCCCGUCAGGUCUCUGCCCCGCAGAGAGGCCCGUGCGGACCCUCCCGCCGAGCCGGCCCCGCCCGGCCCAGGAACGGUUUCUAACUGGACCAAGAUUCCUGCACCGCUUUUCAGUAAAGUUGUCAUUGUGCUGAUAGAUGCUUUGAGAGAUGACUUUGUGUUUGGAUCCAAAGGCAAACAGUUCAUGCCAUAUACUACGCAAGUUGUUGAAAAAGGGACUUCCUACAGCUUCAUUGCUGAAGCAAAGCCUCCUACUGUGACCAUGCCUCGAAUUAAGGCCUUGAUGACAGGUAGCAUACCUGGUUUCAUUGAUGUCGUUGUGAACCUCAAUUCCCCAGCUCUGUUGGAUGACAAUCUGAUAUGGCAGGCAAAAGCAGCUGGGAAAAGAAUAAUCUUUUAUGGUGACGACACAUGGGUUAAAUUGUUCCCAAAGCACUUUGUGGAAUAUGAUGGAACUACGUCGUUUUUUGUGUCAGACUUUACAGAGGUUGAUGAUAAUGUUACCAGGCAUUUGGAUAGAGUAUUAAAGAGAGAAGACUGGGAUAUCCUAAUACUACAUUACCUGGGGUUGGACCAUAUUGGACAUAUUAGUGGGCCAAACAGCCCAUUAGUGGGACCAAAACUUCGUGAAAUGGAUAACAUACUGAAGAAGAUUCAUAUUUCUCUUCUUUCAAAGGAUGAAGCUUCUUUGCCCAACUUACUGGUUGUUUGUGGGGAUCAUGGGAUGUCUGAAACAGGUAGUCAUGGUGGUUCUUCAGAAGGAGAAGUGCACACACCUCUGCUGUUUAUCAGCUCUGCUUUUGAAAAGAGAAGUGGUCCUCUAACCCAACCUGAACGUGUGCAACAAACAGAUUUAGCCAGCACACUGGCAGUAGGUCUUGGUCUACCAAUUUCAAGAAACAGUGUUGGGAACCUUAUUCUGCCAGUUGUCGGAGGCAAGACAAUGAGAGAACAACUACGUUUUGUGCACUUGAACGGGUUCCAGCUUAGCAGGUUGCUGCAGGAGAACACGCCUGCCUAUGAAAAAGAUCCUGGAUAUGAACAUUUUAAGAUAGCAGAAAAAUCCCAUGGUAAUUGGAUCAAACUGUAUUUAGAGGGGAAUAAUUCAGAAAUACUCUUAAAUCUUGGCAAAAAGGUCCUGAAGCAAUACUUGGAGGCCCUCAAGACUCUGAGUUCUUCACUAAGCAAACAAGUGGCACAAUAUGACAUGUAUUCGAUGAUGGUGGGGACUGUGAUCAUUAUGGAGGUUCUGCUGCUGCUUUUGCUCAGUGUUCCAAAAGCCCUGAGCAAGCGGGCAGAAUUUGAAGUGCCGCUCUCCCCUCCACUAUUCUCUCUGCUGUUUUAUUUGAUGUGUCUGAUGCUGUGUGCAGUUCAUGUCAUUGUAUGCACAUCGGCAGAAAGUUUGUGCUAUUUCUGCAGUAUGUCCUGGCUAACAGCAGUUGGAGUGAUGAUGCUGAUUUCUGCACUCAUGUGUGGUAUUUUAUCUGCUAUUGCAAAGAUCUAUGAGAAUUCCCGACUUCCGCUGAAGAAUCCAGUUGUGUCCAGUUCUAGUUGGUCAGAAAUAGAUGUGCUGAUUCUGGCUGGAACAAUUGGCCAUGUUUUGAGUUUGGGGGCAAGCAGUUUCAUAGAAGAGGAGCAUCAAACUUGGUAUUUUCUUAUCAAUACGCUUUGUUUGGUGCUGUGUCAGGAGCUUUGUAGAAAUAAUUUUCUUCUAAAAGAAUGUGACCUUCAACAUAGCACCAAUGUGAAGCAAAAUUUUGAUAGUCUCGGGGAAACCUCUGAGUGCAAGAAUAUAGACAUUCCAGCAGCAGGUAGUUCAAAAUUGGACAAGGCCGCGUCUUCCUCUGAAUUCAUGGAAGGAUCAUAUAAAUGGAUAAGCGUAGCAACUCCAUGGGUCAUCCUUAUUUGCUGUCGGCUGCUUCGAUCCUUGAAUCAGACAGGUGUCCAGUGGGCUCAUCGGCCAGACUUUGGACACUGGUUGACAAGCUCUGAACAUAAACCUGAACUCUCCUUCUUGGCUGCAGUCUCCCUACUUAUGAUCUUCUUUCUGGUUCAAAGAAGAUGCUCCCUGGUUUCAAAAAUUGCUAUGGCACUCGGGCUCCUGGGAGUCUACAGUUACCGGGCAGCUGUUGGAAAUGUCAUAUUUCCAUGGCAACAUGGUGGCAAAGAUAUUUCAAAGGGGAUCACUGAAGCUCGUUUUGUUUAUGUCUUUGUUCUUGGCAUAGUCUUCACUGGCACUAAAGAUUUACUAAAGUCACAGGUUAUUUCUGCAGACUCCAGCACGAAGAGCACAGGAUUAUGGGAAGUAUAUAGCGGAUUGGUUCUACUAGCAGCCCUUCUAUUUAGACCCCACAAUUUACCAGUCUUGGUGUUUUGCCUGCUGAUUCAGACAAUGAUGACAAAAUACAUUUGGAGACCUCUGAAGUUCGAUGCGGCACAGAUUACUAUCAUGCACUACUGGUUUGGCCAAGCUUUCUUCUAUUUUCAGGGAAAUUCAAAUGGCAUUGCUACUGUGGAUGUUUCAGCAGGCUUUGUGGGACUAGAGAGCUAUGUGGAGGUACCGGCUAUCUUCCUUACGGCGUUUGCAACAUAUGCGGGACCUUUUCUUUGGGCCAUUCAUCUGCUGUGCUACUUAAGUUCUGAAGUUAGCAGAACAACACAUGCUAAAGAUAACCUGAACAGAGACUUCUGGGAAUGCUUGGAGCCAUGAUAACAGGCAGGAACAGUCACUGCAUAUAUACCAGCGUGGGUCACCACAGAAGUAGUGAGGAAAAACAUAUCAAACAUAGCACUUGGGAUUUCAUGCAAAUCCUGUUUUUGAAGAAUGGCUGGAACUCAGCAAUAGCUGUCAUAGCUUACAUGGAGAAAGCUGGUUUCCUGAAUCAGAGCUACCUACUGAAAAAGAGUAGCUUCUUGUGAAGAAACCUAGAGAUUGCGUGGCCAUGUUGCCUAGAGUGCAGUUCAGUUAUUUCUUUGUCUGCAGUCCUGAAAAAGACUCAGAUGUUUGAGCUUGUGAACUGUUUCCUCAUUUCUUUACAGGAAGGUGAAGACCAACCAAGUGAAGCUGCAAAGCAGAGAGUUUCCAGUACUUUUAAAGUUGAUUGCCACAGGAUCAGUAUUUGGAGAAAUGAGCACGUUUCCAAGAAAUGUGCUUUUAGAAGCCUUUACUAAAUGUACAGUUGAUUUCUUACCUGAGCAAUUAAAUGAUGAUAGUAGACAUUCAGAGUGGCUGUUCAGACCUUCUGGCCCAAUGCCAGCAUAAUUGGAUUUCUACUUACAGUCUAAUAUAAAUCUUUGAUAGGUGUGCAAUUUAGGAAGUUCAUUCAAAAUGGUUUUCAGGGGCCAGAGUUGAUCGUGUAAAUUUCCAAAGGACUCCUGGUUCCUUUGGAACUGUGUCUUUCCUGACAAUGCAGGAUUCUGUGCUGUAGUCUAAAAAAGCCUUGUAAGAAUCAAACUAGAUGAGAGUGGGACAUGUGGGAGAGACGUAGCAAAUUUGUUCUUGCUGCUAAACUGAUGGAUAUUUGCUUAGAUCAGAGAAAUUUCAUACAGAUUGCAGAUGCUCCAAGAUGCUGCAGACACUUGGAGUGCUACAAGGGUUUGUUUCUGACUGCAACCCCUUUAUUAGUAUGAACAGGACAAAUUAACAAAAUGCCAACUAUUUUGCAGCGAGCACUAAAAAGGGACAUUUUGCAAACUGAAACUGCAGAAUGUCUGGAAAGUGCCACUUAAUACAGGAAAAAAUGUUAAUACAGUAAAAAUUGCCUUAAAAUAGGCAAAUUCAGUAAUAAGAGAUUAUCUAGGCAGUAAAAUUCAGCUGAAACCCUCUAGAAACAACCCUCCUCCUCCAACUCUAGAAAAAUUGCAGUACUAGGGUAUUCCUUGCUCGUAUGCUUGCAUGUUUCUAAAAUGUUUGUUUGAUUUGGUGGGUUGGAACAAGGGUUGGAACACUGUAAAGCAGUGUAUUUUAAAAUUCCUUGUGGAUGCAUUUUUUUGGGCUGUCUGUGGAGCUUUUUGCUUGAUUUUUAAACUACAAAAUUUGUUGCCACCAUCUGCCAUGUAUUCUAUAUAACUGAGAGAUAUGUUUUCACAAGAAAAGUUAUUUUUCUUUCUUUUUUUUUUUUUGGCACCAUAAUUUUUUCAUUUUGCAAACCUUGUAUUUAUCCAUUUUAAUAGCACCUUAGAGACAGAUUGAGAGGUGAAAGAUUUGUUGACAAAACAUUGGCAAUCAGGAUUUCGGAUAUCCAGAGAAGCAGAAAACCUAUUAAUAGCACAAUUUCUUGGCCACGUUUUUUCUGUGUAUUUAAGAUUCAAUUAAAAGAGAUGAUUUUUGUUGAAAGACAAUAUGUGCUCUAGAGCAUACUUGGUGCUUUCAGUCUAAAUAUGGCACGUCUAGUGAUGUGAAUCUGUAGUGUUCUUUGCUUUAAAAGUCUCUCCAAAGUAAUUGGUUUUUUUUUCUGGAUCUUGCAUGAAGUUUGGAUAUGCUUUGUCAUCUUUAACACUUGGAUUUCUUAUUCAAGUCCUCAUAAGAGAACUUGCUAAAGGAACUCAGUAUUAGGAUGACUAUUCCUCUUUUUUACUGCUUUUCUGUGCAGAGGCCUUAGCAUUGGGCUGGUUUUGUCAGAACAUGGAUGUAAUGUGUACAGUUUACAUUCCUCUUCUCCUUUAAAUAAAGAAAGGCUUUAGUUGCUGAAGAGGCAGUUUGGUGUGGAGUGUUUACAGAUUGAUGCCUUAGAUCUGUCCUGUGGUCUUCCAUUAUUUUUAUUGAAACAGCACUGAGGUGUUGCAAGGUUAUUUAUUACUGGCUGAUCCAGAUUGUAAACAGUAGGAUACACGAGUGGCAUGCCGCAGACAGCUUUCUGUGUUCCUCUGGUGACCCCAUUCAGAAUAACUCGGGAACCAGCUGAACUAGCUGUAUUGUCAUGGUGAUAUUAUCAAAAGCAGGCUGCACCCUGGCUGCUGCCUUCCCUGUGGCCUGGUUCCCUGUGGUCACUGUGUGUCUAGAAUGAGCAGAAGGAGUGCACAAAGUCAUUACUCUUAGCUGUUCAGCAAAUUUUGUCCCUGGCUGAAGCAAGAAGAAAGGAUAGUGAUGUGCUUGAAGAAGUAAGUUGUUGCUGUAGCAUCAGAACAGCCAAGUAGGUUCUAGCUGGCUUGUGCUCACUCACUCCAGUGCUGUUUCAACAACAACACGUGUGAAACCUUUCACCAAAAAUCAUCCUAAUUUCACCAAAAUAAACCUAAUUAUUCUGCUAUUGAAAACCCCAUUGACAGUUAAACUUUGUGGGCACAGUGUGCUUUUGUUGCCUUCUCUAAAUUGCCCCACUGCAUUAUACAGUGAAACUGACCAAGAUUUCCCUCUGCUGGUAGCUGUCUAUGUUUUUCUGAGAGGUGAAAUGAGUGCUGAGACCCUUUGGAAGUAAAGCCAUUAUAUAAGCAAAACACAGUCCAUCAUUUUGAUUAUAUCAGAAAACAGGAAGAAUUGUAUCACUGAAUUGGGGAUACUUUGCCAGUAAUCAGAAUAUGAAAAUGCAAAAUUUAAGUGUUACUAGUAAAGAUCCCUGUGUGCUCUCAUUUCAGUAUAAAAUGAAAUAUCUAAAAUAUUAUGUUUUCCUAAUUUUUGAGCCAAAGAAAUGAACACAUAGAGAUUCAAUUCAAAAUAAGCUUCCAGACGGUUUCUUCACAGUUAAAAAAUAGCCAUUUAAAAAAUUUUAAACACCACUGAUUUAUGAUUAGGAGCUUUUUCACUAUAAAGUACUAAAUGUGUUGCUAGGUGAGCACAAACUAGGGAAAAAUAUAUGAACUGAAAUUUAAUUUUGAAAUACAAGGCUCUCGAAAGACCUGGAUGUGUAAGUCUGUAGGCACUCACUUUUAGUAUUCCCUCUAAAACAUUGAGCUCAGUAAAUGUGAUAGCCACAACCACUGAUAGCCUUCAUCUAGAAGGUCUGAAGUGCAUUUUUUGACUCUAGAAAGUGGUUUAAAAAUUAGCUGUUUUCCUGUGUGACUCAAAAGCCAUUUCCUAUGUCUGUUCCGCUGUGGCGUCCAACAACUGCUUUUUUUACUACAAAUACUGUUUUCACUCAGCAUGAAAAUAGCUAAGACUGAGUGAACUGCAGGUUGUUAAGUCAUUGUCAACAGAAUUAGUUAUUAAACGUAAAGCUGAUUAUUUACACAAGCUCACUAAAGACUAAGAUAGUUAUGCAGAAGCAGGGAGGAGCCUAGUUCACUCCCAAGUCGUAGUUUCCUUGGCUAAACAGCAAGGGAAAUAGUUUUCUGUGAACUGAAUGUAUGUUUUGGAGUCAUUCAUGCCUGCUGUUCUUAGUUGGUUUUUCAACUCUGCUUUCAACACGACCUGUUCUUCCUUGCACUGAAAGCCUUGGGAAUUUAAAUCUUGGCUUCGCUGGAAAGCAGGGCUGUAUCCUACUUAUUUUUAUUUAAAGAAUAAGAAAUUUAAUGGUUUAUGUAAAAUACUGCAUUCUGUAGCUUACUUAGUCAUAAGUGACUAAUUUACAUCUCACAGAAGUGCUAGUCGUGUUAAAUUUUCAUUACUUGGAACAAGAUCAGAAUUAAAAACUGGGAGGAGCAGAACAGAUUCUCAGAUCAGGACCUCAGUGUAAUACAUUUCUGCAUUUUGCCAGCGAGUUCUUUUGGGAACUGAUGAUGUAAAAUAUUUUGAUGGGGAGAGGAAAAUGUUCUUAUUAUUCCAGCAAAAUAGCUUUAUUCCUUCCCUUUGUCUGAACAGGUAACCAUCUGAAUUUGGCCUGAAUUAGCCUCUGCAGAUGUGGUCUGGGGAAAUUGGACAGGGGCCAACCCAGCAUCGUCGCUGUGAGUUGGCACCUCAGGAGAGGGAGAACAAUCAGAGUGCAUAAAACCCUUUCACUUCCAUUUUCACCUGACUCUUGUCACCCACCAGAACACAACAUCAGUGUGGCAGUUUUGGACCACGUGGGUCACAUGUGGGGCAGGUGUUUCUUGCGAUACAGCAGACCCAGCUGAGCUAAAGCGGCUGUGACAGGAACGCCGUGUAUUGCUCCUGCAAGCCUGAGAAUGUGGUAUUCUCUGGAGAACCUUCUGCCAGCUAGCUCUGCAAAGCUUUCCAGUAGCACAAUUUUUAUGUUGUUUUGUACAGUGUUGCUGGCUGUGGGCAGCAGUGUACUCUGGCAAGUUUUGUGCUCUUUACAAGGGGCACAGAGCCCAUCUGGUGACCCACUGAACAGGUUAGGAAGCUUUGUGAAGAGAACUGAAGUCUAUUCUCUUCCUCUUAGCAUUUGAAUUCUGUGGAAAGGCACUGGAAGGCCAACAGGAGACAAAGCUGUCUUGAAGCUGCCUAAUGUAGACUUCAACAAUUAGAACAAAGUAUAUUAAAGCCCAGAACCAUUUAAGUGUGACGUGAACUGCUGGGUACCUUUACUGCAAUGACGGUUGCUAUGCUCACACCUAACAUACUUACACAUUAUAGCAUAUAUAGCGGUGACAAGAACAAGCUUUAUUAGUUACAUAAUCGCAUCAAUCGCCAGCUUUCUAACACAAAGUAUUAGACCUGGGACUAUUCCUUGUGUUGAGAAAUACUGCCCAAGAGUGGAGGAGCUUUAUUAAUUUUACCUGAGGAUAAGAUAAACUGCUCUGUUUUCGUCCCCAGGAAUUCAGCAGCGGUGGGUCACGGCUGUUUCUGCUACGCCCUGAUGCGCUCGAUUCCAGUUGCCGCCUACGUUGUUCUGGUGACGGGUCUGCGGUACCACCUCUUCAUAUGGAGCGUCUUCUCUCCAAAGCUGCUGUACGAGG